AAAAAAAAAAAAGGCAUCAGUCAGCCGGCGGCGCUGCGCUGCGCUGGGCCGGGCCGCUGCGCUGCGCGCGGAGUGGGCGAGGCGGCGGCUCUCAGAGGGGAGCCGCGCUGUGUGCUGCCCCCUUCUCUCUCCGGACCUGCCCUGGACUCCAUGUAAUGUUCAAGCUCAGAAAUGCCUUAUGUGGAUCGUCAGAAUCGCAUUUGUGGUUUCCUAGACAUUGAAGAAAAUGAGAAUAGUGGGAAGUUUCUGCGGAGGUACUUUAUCCUGGACACGAGGGAAGACAAUCUGGUUUGGUACAUGGAUAAUCCACAGAACCUUCCCUCUGGCUCUCCACCUGUUGGAGCCAUUAAACUUACCUACAUUUCAAAGGUUAGCGAUGCAACUAAGCUAAGGCCAAAGGCAGAAUUCUGUUUUGUUAUGAAUGCGGGGAUGAGAAAGUAUUUUCUACAAGCCAAUGAUCAGCAAGACCUAGUAGAAUGGGUAAAUGUUCUGAACAAAGCUAUCAAAAUCACAUUUCAGAGAAGAAACUUCAUAAGUGUGCUUCCAAAUCAACAGCCAGGACUCAGACUGAGGACAGUACAAGUAUUUGUACUCCAGCUCCCAGUUUUCAGUAACCUGCUCCUAAUUAGGGUGUCUAGGGAAGUGGCGUUUGUACCAAAGCAGUCUGAUCUGCUGUGUCAACCUGAUAACCCAAAUCGCCAAGUUGAAAAUCCGGGUGGAAAGAAACAAGUGUCUUACAGAACAGAAAUUGUUGGUGGUGUUCCCAUCAUUACACCUACUCAGAAAGAAGAAUUAAAUGAAUGUGGGGAAGGAGGUGACAGAAAUUACUUGAAACGGUCACAAAGCCACCUUCCUUACUUUACUGCUAAACCUCCCCCAGACAAUGCUGUAAUCAAAGCUGGCUAUUGUGUUAAACAAGGCGCUGUGAUGAAGAACUGGAAGAGAAGAUACUUUCAGUUAGAUGAAAAUACAAUAGGCUAUUUCAAAUCUGAACAGGAAAAGGAACCUCUCCGGAUCAUACCUCUUAAAGAGGUCCAUAAAGUUCAGGAAUGUAAACAAAGUGAUAUAAUGAUGAGAGACAAUCUCUUUGAAAUUGUAACAACUUCUCGAACCUUUUAUGUACAGGCAGACAGCCCGGAGGACAUGCACAGCUGGAUAAAAGCAAUAUCUGGGGCCAUAGUGGCACAACGGGGACCGGGAAGAUCAGCAGCUUCUGUUACUCUAAUCUUAGCUUUGCACUGUGUUCCAGAUGCGGCAGGCCAGAAGGCUGUCGAAUCCUUGUAUACAGAGGUAUACAUCAAGAACUGGAGCAUUCCAGCUCUUCUUCAGAAUCCAGCUAUGCUUUCUAUUUUGCCAACACCGCAGCCACCUCACAUUCCACAGCCUCUCACAGCAACGCUCUGGUCUCAAACCUUAACGCCAAACGCCUUGCCUUGGAGAAGCGAGGAUUUCACGAAUCUUUUACCAAGGCCAAGCCAGGGAACUUCAAGGUCCAGGCUGUCCCUCCAAGAGAACCAGCUUCCAAAGUGACUGUACAGGGCCUAUUGGAACCUCAAAGUAAAAAUGGCACUCAGGAACAGGAUCCUGGCGCAGUGGAUCUGGAUGAUGCAAGCCUUCCAGUCAGUGACGUGUAAUAAUGGAAGUGUUUGGAGAAUGAUCCAUCUGUUUGGUCCUCUAAUUUCCUUGGUCAGACUUGUAGCCAAAGAAGAUUUUAGGAAGAAAGAAGAGAGAAUGGAACACUGAUUUUAUGUAUGUGUGUAUAUACAUAGGUAUGUGCAUACACAGUACAUGCAUAUAUAAUUAUAUAUAUUUAAAUAAUUAUAUACUGCCUUCAAAUUAGGGUCAGAAAUAGACCUGCUUUUUCUCACAGCCUGAUAAUAAAUCACUUUUAUAAUAGGAAGGGGCCAAACUACAUGAUUCAGAUAUGUACUGCUGCCAGUAAAUAAGGUACCAGCAACUCUUUACCCUCAAUUUGGCAAACCUAAAAUUACAUUCAAUAUUUUAAUGCUAUACUAUAGAAAAUGUAAUGCCUACAAAUGUGAUUAUUUAAUUUCAUUAUAAACCAGAUUAAGACUUUAUGCAUAUGUGAAUUAUUUCUCUCCUCUUUUGAAAAUUUUAUGACUUUUUCAGAUACUGGGAUAUGCACAAAAAGUCUUUCGUUCCUAUCAGAUCAACAUUGUCAGCUGAAAUAUUACCAGACUAAGAAUUCUAAGCUCCCUUAGAAUUCUAAGUAUAUGGUGCUGUAAAUUUCACAUUAGAAUAAUGAUGUUAUUUUGAACAUUAAACCUAUUUUUGAUGCUCUCCUAAAGGUGAAUUGUAAUUUUUUUGCACAUUUGAUUUUAAUGGACCACCUACAAUGGUGUUUUGGAUGGGGGAGGGAAAUCAGACUACUACAUCUUACACCUUUGAAGUAAACCAGUUUUAUAUUGCAUUACAUUAAGCUUUGCUGCAAUUACUUUGUAUUAAAUGUCUAAACAUAUUGUUUAGGAUUACUUUUUUGAAAGAUUCUUUUUCCAAUCAGUGCUUUGUGAACAGUUCUUGUUUCUAUAUUUGGAUCAGUGAAAGACCUCAUUUAUUUAGUUUGAUGUCAAAACUGGUACUGAACUGUUUAUAGUCAUGCAAUUGUGGCCUGUAAUUUUGGUGCACUAAUAAUCUAUUAAAGUGCCUGUGUUUUUUCUCAUCUUGUUAAACAUUUUGAGAUUCGAUGUGUACACGGACCUUAUUUACAUGGUUUUGAACCUUGGGGUGAAAUUAUUUUGAGUAACAUAGUUCAAAACAAUUAUUUAAAAUAAAAAAUCUUAUGCUAGGGAUACCAGCGUGCUGGUAUUGCAUCUACUAGCUGUGCAAUAUGUGAUUUUUAUAAAACUGAAUAUUUGUUACAUGUGUGCAUUGUUAUGGGCUUCAGUGAUGCAAACAAAAGAUCUAAGAACUUUUACAUUUCAAAUAUUUGAUUAUCUUGAGCAUGUACUGGUUUCAUAGUUAGGUUUUAAAAAUGUUUGCUGUAACCAAAAAAAACAACAACCACCAACCCCACAAAUUUCAUAUGCUGCUGCUUAUUGUGAUUCACAUUUCCCAGUGUUGCAAUACUGUUCGUCGUCUGGAACUUAACAAUUACAUAUCAGAAAAGUCCAUCUUCUCUCCAGUUUCCAAACUGACUUCUGACCUGAGAGAGAGGGGGUUUUUCCACAGUAACUUGUUGAUCCAAGGAUAGAGUAAUUGGUGUAAUGCGAGAAUUAAAUAUUAACUAGUUUCAAAACCAUUACAUCACCAUCUUUAAAUUUUUUAAUCCAUAAGCUAACCACUGUUUUUAGGCAAUAGUAUUUGUAAAUUACACUUUCAUUCUACUCUUCAACAUCACAUGAAAGCUAGUCCAGGGUUGGAAAUUAUUGUGGCAGUCUAAACAAGUAGUGUAGUUUUUAACUUGUAUCAAAAUAAGACAACGGUUCUUUGAAAGCUUAUUUUUCACAAGUACACAAUGUGGGAGACACUAGUAAAAAUAUUUCAAUUCAAAUAGUUCUCACAUUUAAAAUCACUUGCUCUGGUACAGGUUUGGCACUGCAUGUUCAUUUUACUAUAUUUUGGUAUUGGCAAUUUUAUGUAUGAGGUGGAGGUAAAGCAGCUCCAUUAUGGGACUUGUUAAAAUUAGAACUACUGUUGUAGUUCAGUAGCAUAGGAAAAUAUAUUUGUGGUUGGUAAUUGUCAAGGUCUCCUAUUUAUCAGUACUUUUAUAAUCUAUAAAAAUUGUUAAAUUAUUUUAGAACCAGUGCUAUUUCCUGUAAAUAUGUCACAUUUAAAUUGUCAAUAAAUCAGUUUGAUAACUUAAAA
Molecule: messenger RNA, 3825 nt
Organism: Trachemys scripta elegans
Lineage: Eukaryota; Metazoa; Chordata; Testudines; Emydidae
Gene: PLEKHA1
Product: pleckstrin homology domain containing A1
Exons: 14
Coding region: 172-1530 (452 amino acids)
Cellular component (GO): membrane; cytoplasm
Molecular function (GO): PDZ domain binding
Source: RefSeq, a predicted model, not a curated record